Molecule: messenger RNA, 1970 nt
Organism: Emys orbicularis (European pond turtle)
Lineage: Eukaryota; Metazoa; Chordata; Testudines; Emydidae
Gene: DYRK2
Product: dual specificity tyrosine phosphorylation regulated kinase 2
Exons: 3
Coding region: 1-1794 (597 amino acids)
Biological process (GO): peptidyl-serine phosphorylation; peptidyl-threonine phosphorylation
Cellular component (GO): nucleus; cytoplasm; cytoskeleton
Molecular function (GO): protein serine/threonine kinase activity; protein serine/threonine/tyrosine kinase activity; ATP binding
Source: RefSeq, a predicted model, not a curated record
AUGUUAGCCAGGAAAGCCUCGGCGAGCGCGGCUGCGGGAGCUGCCUACCCGGCGGGCAGGGGAGGGGAAAGUGGCCGCCAGCUGCAGUCUUCCCCGGGCAUCGGAGCCGGGGGAUCCCGGACGGGAGCUGGGACCGGCCCGCCAUCACCCAUCGCCUUGCCGCCGCUUAGGUCCAGCAACACCGCCCACACGGUUGGAGGCAAUAAGCACACAAUGAAUGAGCACCUGCACGUUGGUAGCCACGGACAGAUUCAGGUUCAACAGCUGUUUGAAGAUAAUAGCAACAAGAGGACAGUUCUAACAACACAACCAAAUGGGCUUGCAGCAGUAAGCAAAUCUGGAUUGUCAGUGGUGCCGGACAGACAGAUAGACAGUGCUCAUAGACGACAGGGGAGCUCCAGUUCUUUAAAAUCGACAGAUGGAACAGGGAAGGUGAAAGCCUCCUUUAUGACACCAGAGCAAGCAAUGAAGCAAUAUAUGCAAAAACUAACAACCUUUGAGCAUCAUGAAAUUUUCAAUUACCCUGAAAUAUACUUUUUGGGUCCAAAUGCAAAGAAGCGGCCAGGUGUGAUUGGAGGUCCAAACAAUUCCGGUUAUGAUGAUGACCAGGGGUCUUACGUGCAAGUACCCCAUGAUCAUAUUGCAUACAGGUAUGAGGUCCUGAAAGUAAUAGGGAAAGGAAGUUUUGGGCAAGUUGUGAAGGCUUAUGAUCACAAGACCCAUCAACAUGUGGCAUUAAAAAUGGUGAGAAAUGAAAAACGUUUCCACCGCCAAGCUGCAGAAGAAAUUAGAAUUCUGGAGCACCUAAGGAAACAGGAUAAGGAUAACAACAUGAAUGUUAUUCACAUGCUGGAAAACUUUACAUUCCGCAGCCAUAUCUGCAUGACAUUUGAGUUGCUGAGCAUGAACCUUUACGAACUAAUAAAGAAAAACAAAUUUCAGGGCUUCAGCCUGCCAUUGGUCCGUAAGUUUGCCCACUCUAUUUUACAGUGCUUAGAUGCUUUGCACAAAAAUAGAAUCAUUCACUGUGACCUUAAACCGGAGAACAUUCUGUUGAAGCAACAGGGUAGAAGUGGUAUUAAAGUUAUUGAUUUUGGCUCUAGUUGUUAUGAGCAUCAACGUGUCUAUACUUACAUUCAGUCACGUUUCUACCGUGCUCCGGAAGUGAUCCUGGGUGCUCGUUAUGGGAUGCCUAUCGAUAUGUGGAGCUUGGGCUGCAUUCUAGCAGAGCUUUUAACAGGUUACCCGCUCUUACCUGGAGAAGAUGAAGGGGACCAACUGGCUUGUAUGAUAGAGCUACUGGGCAUGCCCUCCCAAAAACUACUGGAUUCAUCCAAACGAGCCAAAAAUUUUGUGAGCUCUAAAGGUUAUCCCCGUUAUUGUACCAUUACCACGUUGUCUGAUGGUUCUAUAAUACUCAAUGGUGGCCGCUCCCGAAGGGGAAAAUUGCGUGGCCCACCAGAGAGCCGAGAGUGGGGGAACGCAUUAAAGGGAUGUGAUGAUCCCCUCUUCCUUGACUUCUUAAAACAGUGUUUAGAGUGGGAUCCUGCUAUACGUAUGACACCCAGCCAGGCUUUACGGCAUCCCUGGCUUAGGAGACGUUUGCCAAAGCCUCCAACUGGAGAGAAGACAUCGGCAAAACGAAUAACAGAAAGCACUGGUGCUAUAACGUCAAUUUCCAAGUUACCUCCAACAUCAAGCUCGGCUUCAAAACUUAGGACUAAUUUGGCACAGAUGACAGAUGCCAAUGGGAAUAUUCAGCAGAGAACAGUGUUGCCAAAACUCGUUAGCUGAGUUUGAAUAACCCAAUGCUGGUCAUACGAGAAUUCUACAUUGCUGAGCCUUAUUCGUAAGAAAAAGUAGCUCAGAUUUUUAUUUGCUCAAUAACUUUAUUCAUUUGUAUCUUUUCAGCACUCAUUUUAAAUGUAAGAAAUGUUGAUUUUGUUUUUAUAAAAAUAUGGGGACAAUGC